Molecule: messenger RNA, 1700 nt
Organism: Bacillus rossius redtenbacheri
Lineage: Eukaryota; Metazoa; Arthropoda; Insecta; Phasmatodea; Bacillidae
Exons: 2
Coding region: 258-1193 (311 amino acids)
Source: RefSeq, a predicted model, not a curated record
CUGCUGAAAUAAAACUUUCGGCAUUCAUUGCGGAGCACAAUGUUGCUUUUUCUGUUGCAGACCAUCUCACAGCUGUCAUAAAAGAUAUCUUUUCUGACCAUAAAAUUGCACAGAAAUUGACUCUUAAACGAACAAAAACAUGCAGUAUUGUAAAUAAUGUAAUAGCUGCCGAUCAUAAGGAGAAGUUGGCGAAUAAAUUAAAGAACACCAAAUUCAGCAUCCUUACAGAUGAAUCAACAGACAUAGGGACAAUAAAAAUGUCGUGCAUAGUGGUAAGGUACCAUGAUUUCCAGUCUGGAAGGAUAGAGAGCAAAUUCUGGGAACUAAGAGAAAUUUUUGACUCUUCAAAUAAAGUUGUGUGCGCCAGUGCAGAAAACCUGUUUCGUGGCUUGGUUGCUUCAAUCACAGAGUUUGGAAUUCCGUUGGAAAAUGUGAUCGGAUUUGGAGCAGAUGGAUGUAAUGUGAUGAUGGGUGAACAUAAUUCAGUAUCAUCUCGUCUCAAAGAAGCUUGUCCUGGGAUCGUGGUGGUUAAGUGCAUUUGUCAUUCGGCACAUCUGUGUGCUAGUGAAGCAUGUAAAGUGCUUCCUCGGUCUUGUGAAGAUAUGGCUCGUGAAAUAUACAAUUUCUUGAAGAGCAGUGCUAAACGACAGAGUGAGCUGAAAGAGUUUCAAACAUUUCUUGACAUGGAACCUUUGAAAAUGCUUCAUCCCUCGCAGACCAGGUGGUUGUCUUUGGUGGCAGUUGUUCAACGCAUUUUGGAGCAGUGGGAUGCUUUGAAAUUGUAUUUUACAGACUGUUGGUUGUCACAGAGACUCUUAAGUGCAGAAAACAUCUUCAAUGCACUUCACGAUCCUUUUUUGAAACUGUAUUUCAUGUUCCUUUCAUGGGUUCUUCCGAAAUUCACAAAAUUCAACGAAUUUUUCCAGACGAAGAAUGUUGUUAUUACAGAACUACAUACCCAAUUAAGAGAUCUCUAUACUGACAUUCUCCUUAGUUUCAUGAAAAGGGACUAUGUCAUGAAAACACCACUCGAGGAAGUCGAUCCUGCCCUGGAGAAGUAUCAUCUUCCAGACACUGAGAUGUAUUUAGGAGUUAAAGUCCUGCAGCACAUUGAUAAACCAGAAAUCACUUCCAAGCCCGAUAUUCGCUGUCAUUUCUUUCACAGGUGUAGAACUUUCCUCACGGUGAGUUGAAUCACUUGCAAGCCUCAUUGUUAUUUAAUUUUAAUUUUUGUAACUGAAAUAAUGAUAAAUGUUUGUCAUAAUUUUUCAGGUUGCUGCUCAAGAAAUAAGAAAAAGAUAUAAUAUGAAUGAUCCGGUUCUGUCGAAACUUAGCUACCUGCAACCUAAAGCAGCUCUUUCACCAGUAUUCAGGGUUAACUGCCCUUCCCUUCUUCCACUAGUAAAAGUAGUCCCAAGAAUUGUUUCUUGUGAUGAUGAUGCAAGUUUACAGCGUCUUGAUGAUCAGUGGAGGGAGCUUCCAUUUUCAAGGGCAAGGCUUCCAGAAGAUAUUGAUGAUGUAAACAGUCCUGACAUUUUCUGGAAUAUGCUUCUGAAACCAAGCUGUGACACACAAGAAGCUCAUUUCAAAGAAUUGGCUACAUUUGCACUUCAUGUGCUUAGUCUCCCGCACUCUAAUGCAGACUGUGAAAGAGUCUUCAGUCAGGUAAAUCUAGUGAAAACCAAAGUACGAAAUCGCCU